This is a messenger RNA of Papaver somniferum (opium poppy), 789 nucleotides long. RefSeq lists its product as uncharacterized. The transcript is spliced from 2 exons. The coding region runs from base 1 to 789 and encodes 262 amino acids. NCBI's taxonomy places the organism in Eukaryota, Viridiplantae, Streptophyta, Magnoliopsida, Ranunculales, Papaveraceae. The record is from RefSeq and is a predicted model, not a curated record. Gene Ontology annotation, molecular function: RNA-DNA hybrid ribonuclease activity; nucleic acid binding.
AUGACAUUGAGGUUCACUGUAGUUUAUCAUGGUUCUUUUAUACAUUGGGUUAUUUCUUGGUUCUCAGUUAGUGCAAACUUAGUUUUUGGGUCAGGCAUUACUAGAGAUGACACGAACAAAACCCUUAUGGUAACUGCCUGGACUAUUUGGAAAGACAGAUGCACCAAAAAAUUUCAGAAUAAGGAUCCUAACAGGGACAUCUCAGUUGCAGAGAUUAAUAAUCUUACUAUUUUUAAUGUUCAUAAUUCAAGUAUCAAUAAUGCUCAUUUGCAGGUCAACAGGUGGAAGCCUCCUGAGUCUGGUUUUUUAAAAAUCAACUUAGAUGCUUCUUUUAAACAGCUUAACUCUCAAGGUGGAAUUGGUCUGAUUGUUAGGGAUUUUGCAGAUGUCUGUUUUCGAGUACAAGGGGAAUACUUUGAUGGAGAAAUGAAACAAGGAAUUGAAGUGGAGGAGCUAGAGUGCAGGGCUAUGCUUGCAGCUGUUACUUUGGCAGUUAUGAAGAACUUCACUAAUGUUAUUUUUGAGAGUGAUAGUGAGAUAGUCAUUAAGUCCAUCAAUGAGAAAAUUUCAUAUGUUUAUUGGAUGAAUCAACAUUUUAUUUUAGAUAUUAGGUAUUUGCUUGGUAGAUUAGAGAAUUGGAAAUGCAUCUCUGUUAAAAGAGAGGCAAAUGGUGUCGCAGAUAAACUAGACAAGAAAGCUAUAAUAACUAAGUCUCAUUUCUCUUUUCAUUCUACUCUUCCUCGGGAUAUAAAAGAGUGGAUUGAUAAAGAAAAUCAUGUAGCAUUUUAA